AUGUCUCACCCUUACGGAAGAUCAACUGAUGGCGGGUGGAAGAAAGGCCCUAAGUACUCAGGUAAUACUGGAUAUAACCGUGGUGGAUAUAAACCAAGACCACAACCAAAAUUCACACCAUAUGUUCCACAACCUAACCCAAAUGCAAAUAAUCACCAAGGCAAUGCGACAACUUCACAACCUGACCCUAUUUUUAACAAACAACACGAAUUACUACCUAUUAUUUAUUCAUUAAAUGAAUUCAGCGGCUUAUCUCUCAUCGAAAAGCUUCAAAAGAUUCCAAAACGUCCUUUCUACUAUUAUAAAAUAUGCUAA
Molecule: messenger RNA, 315 nt
Organism: Trichomonas vaginalis G3
Lineage: Eukaryota; Parabasalia; Trichomonadida; Trichomonadidae
Exons: 1
Coding region: 1-315 (104 amino acids)
Source: RefSeq, a predicted model, not a curated record